AAGUCGUGUUUUGUAGAGUGGCUUAUUUUUCUUGAUAUCACGGUAGUUURUGUGGCUUUAGUUUUGAACUAAUGACCUUACCGUAGCCUUCAGUACUUCAUGAGUUCUACUGAAGAUACUAGCGUUGGAGAUUUACAAGAAUUGCUGCAAUAUUUCGCGAAAAACACGUACAAAGCACGUGAUACUGAGCCCAAGGUWGAUCAUAUCCAGAAAAUAUGUCUUAGUCUUUUCGCUAAGGAUUAUAAGUAUUCCGUUAUUUCUAACGGGAAUGGUGAAUUGUGCGCACAUUAUCCCAUCAAGAUCRUCAUUUUAGAAUCGAGUUUAGAUAAUGUUCAAGAGAGGAUUAACGACACAUCAAAUCUGAGAGAACUGUUCCAAAAGGCACGKUUUGCAAGAUGUCGAUCUCGCUUUGUAGUGCCAAUCAUCUUGUAUGAAAACAAGAAUAUAUGUCGUUCUGCAACAUUGUCAAGUGCUGCUGAAAUUUAUGGYCGAUCAAGUUAUGAUUUUAUAUUUGCAGGAGGUGAGAGUAUACCUGCGGAAGAGUUAAAAUCUAAAAAUGAAAAUACAGAAUACUAUCCAAGCCAAGACUUGGCUUUAUUUGAUCGCAUUCGUGGUCAAGACAUCAAACUUUUAAAAGAACUUGAAGUUGGCUUUAUAUUUGACUUGAUGGUGGAGAAAAAGAAAGUCAAAUAUGGCAUGAAUGUGACAUCAUCWGAGAAAGUAGACAAAGCACAGCGGUAUUCAGAGUUUUGUCUCUGUUCAAUACCWUAUCCAGGAUGUGAGUUCUUCAGAGACUUCAAGGGAAAAGGAUACACUGCCGAUGGUCUUUACUUUGACUGGAAACAGGAUUAUGUGGAUGCACAAAUUAGAGUUCCAGAAAGAAUUACUUAUCAACUUGGUAUUGAAUGGAGUCUCUAUAAGGGCUGGGACUUAAUAAUGUUAACGCAAAACUAUUUGCUACUUCUACUAAAUUUUAUCAAAAAUGGUGAAAGUGGUACSUUAAUUCACUGUAUCUCAGGCUGGGAUAGAACACCUUUAUUUGUAUCWCUUGUGAGGUUAUCACUUUGGGCUGACAAAAAAAUCCAUAAAAAUUUGAGUGCAGCAGAGAUUUUAUAUUUAACGAUAGCAUACGAUUGGUUUCUAUUUGGCCAUGAUCUAGUGGAUAGAAUUCAGAAAGGCGAAGAGGUUUUCUAUUUUUGUUUCAAUUUUCUAAAAUACAUUGGAUCAGAUGAAUUUUCUGUGGUCUCCRCACAACACGCAAGGGAAUCACAACCAGCAGAAAGAGCAAGAUGUGAUUCCAUGGUUCAUGUAGAUGCUGAUAUCCUACUAGAAGACUGUAAUCAUACUGGUAGUAACACAAGUCUCAGCAGUUGUGGAAGUGUCUGUUCUGAGUCUCGUCUUAGCUAUUUUAUUGGACAAGAAACACCAGAAAACUUUGAAAAACAAAACAAAAUGCCAUACAACUCUUUGAGUGGAGUACAUGCAUCCAACCUUCGUUCUUCCCAGACGUCUCUUAACUCGUCACCYCGUUCRUCACGUUCAACAAGUAAUAGUUGUGAACAAGUCUUUGAUGCCACACUAGAAACAACAAGUCCACUACCUGUACCACACAGAGCCAGGAAAAGCUCAGUAAACUCUGAUCAUAGAUCUUCUUCAUCUUCUAUUUGUGGAAGUUGGCAGCUUGUGUCAGGGACAGGAAGCCCAAAGGGAACAACAACAGUCAGCCAUGGCGUCAGCACAACUAGUUUAAACUGUGAACCAAUUGAGGAAGUCACUCCACGUCAGCAACGCUUGGACUCAGUACGAAAUCUYUUCUUCAAAGUGUACGCCAAAGCCAUAGGUUAUCCYUUCCCAGAGGGCAAUGCACUGUCCAAUAUCUUAGACCAUGUUACAGAAAGAAUUCGUGGAAGUUGGAGCACUGUUGUAUAAUUUGUAAACAGAGAAAAAAAAGAUGACAAUGUCCAAGCCCUUAUUGUUGUCACACAAGACCUGGGUAUGAAAUAUUAUGGCAUACAAAUGCUUACCAAUACAGAGUAAAUAUUUUUAAAUGUUUUGAUCCCAGGAUUGAGACUCACGUGUGACAACAAUAGGGAGUAAUUAUAAGCGUUAGCAUGCGUGAAUGAAUUGAAUUAUAGAAAUAUUAUUAUUAUUGUAAUAAUUGUAAUAUACAAGAAUAUGGAAUAUAACACUAUUGCACUGA
This is a messenger RNA of Exaiptasia diaphana, 2200 nucleotides long. Its product is annotated as myotubularin-related protein 14. The record is from RefSeq and is a predicted model, not a curated record. The transcript is spliced from 19 exons. Bases 100 to 1929 code for a protein of 609 amino acids. Gene Ontology annotation, biological process: dephosphorylation. NCBI's taxonomy places the organism in Eukaryota, Metazoa, Cnidaria, Anthozoa, Actiniaria, Aiptasiidae. Gene Ontology annotation, molecular function: phosphatidylinositol-3-phosphate phosphatase activity.